UAUCUAAAGAUUUGAAUGAAUUUAUUACAUCAUCUGAUAAUUUUUAGUAUUUCAUUAAUAGUUUUUUUUAGUUUAGUUAUCUUUUCUUUCUUUCUAGCACCAUCAAAUUCAGAUGAAGUUGGGCUUACACCUGAUUCGUCUCCUGAAUUAGCAAAGAGGUCCUGGUUCGGAAGCCUUAUGACUAGUGAGAGAGACGAAAACCAUGUAAUUUUAUUAAAAGACAGGCCGUUGAGUUCGGUGAAAGCUGAUCUGAUCCAUGCCUUUCUCUCGAUUGCAGAUCUGAGUCACAGUGUGGUUUCGCCAAUGUCCUUCCGGGUAGAAUACAAAAGGCCUGGUAGCUCAACUAUGUUUCAGAGAAACGUCCGGUUUCACGUUAACAUAACCUUAGUUAGUGGAGGAGGAAAUGACGAAAGGAAUGGAGACAGACCGUCACUUUAUUGUGUUAGUUUUACUCUGAUAUCAGGUCCAAUUAGACGGUUCAAAAGGUUAUGCGAACACAUCCAAGCCCAAGUAUUAGGUAGACGACCCAACCAGUCUCCGAGAAUCAGUCGAAGACCGACGGCAGAACUGAGUGACAGUUCUUCGUGUGGUUCUGAAUCUCUGAGUCCUACGCCGACCCGUGUCCAAGUUGUAGAUGAUCUGGCACUAACAGCAGCCACAGUCACAGCCAUGGCCGCCAUGUCGCGUUGCAAAUCGGAUCAGGAUGCGACGGCAGACAUAUUUGAACGUGAAGCAAAGAUAUCCAACCAGAGGAGAGAAUCUAACGAUCUUUAGGAGCCUCGCGAUUGGUUGGCGAUGAAGCGGCCGCGAGGUCGACCGCAGGGUCGACACGUCUCCUAGAUGCUUAACCUUGAUUUCAAAUCUCCCUUAUACUUUCCUGAAAAUUGAACCUUCGUCCUUAGGUUUGCCGUCCGAAGAAGUUUGUUUAGAGAAUAGUUGAAUUUUGUUUUUCUCCAAUGAGUUAGCGACUUAAUAUCCAAUGGGACUUUAUGUCGUGUGUAGACAGAACACGAAGCUCUGUCUUGAUGUAUAGAACAUGUAUUGUAAUGUGAUGGAAUAAACAUCCUGUUUUCUUACCAUCUCUAUGCUAUAAUGGCAGUGGCCGUGAGAAAAAAAAGUCUAUCAAAACGGUAUGGGACAUAUUGUGCGAAAGAUCCUUUAAUAUCUUGUACAAUCAUAUUAGCAUAGAAUUAGUGAACUUAUUAAAUAUUUAAAAACCCCAUCAACCCUAAAGCCGGAUCAUGUACGAUAUCCCAUUAGGCUUUAGGUGCCAGAAGUACCAUAGAUCUGGCGUUAAUUAACAAUUCCUACUACGGCCCGAGCCGAGAAUUUACAUAUUCCUAAGCAUCACAGUAUGUCCCAUACUAAAAUCAUAAUUACAUUCAAUAUCAUUUUAUGCAACAUACUGGGAAUUUUGCAUGUGGAGAUUUUUUGCUCUCUAUAUUAAUCUUCCAAGAAACAUUAAACUCAGGACAUCAUUCUACAAAUCAUCAAGUAUUAAAACAAACGAUUUAAAAAGAAAUUACUAACAGAUGGAAAGAGAGGUGCUCACGACUCUACUAAAAAAAAAAGACAAACAAACUUUUUAUAUCUAUAAUUUUCUCCUCUAGGAAAAAUAUAUUGUAUACAUUUUAUUUAUUUUGCAUUUUAUUAUGGUG
This is a messenger RNA of Centruroides sculpturatus (bark scorpion), 1658 nucleotides long. RefSeq names its product serine/threonine-protein kinase BRSK2-like. The transcript is spliced from 5 exons. The record is from RefSeq and is a predicted model, not a curated record. Lineage: Eukaryota; Metazoa; Arthropoda; Arachnida; Scorpiones; Buthidae. Bases 16 to 774 code for a protein of 252 amino acids.